AUGACUGAUAGUAAUUCAAUGAUUAUAAUCUCUAGUUACUUAUUGAAAAGGAACAAGUCUCACAAUUGGCAAAAAAAAUGGUUUGUUUUGAGAAGAAAUCAAUUGUCAUAUUAUAAAGAUUCAAAAGAGUAUAAGGCUUCAAAAGUUAUACCCAUUGGAGAUAUCUUGUCAUUCACUAAAAUCCCAGAUAACCAUCCAAAUCAUUUCAUUAUAGUGACCAAUGAACGUAUUUAUCAUUUGAGAAGUGUGGAUUCUGGUGAUUUCAACAAAUGGAUCGAGGCAUUAGAUCAAGUAUUGAAGAUUAAUGAACAAGAAGAGGAAGAGAUGGUUGGAGCGAACAACAUAUUCAAACCAAGAAAGAUAUCUGAUAACCUGAUCAUUAAAGAUGCUAAGUCCAGUUCAAUCGAGGAUUUAAACCAUGAUAUCCAACAACUCAAUUUCUCAGGAACAGACGACAACUUCACUUCAGGUUUAUCAGACGGAGGUGUAUCCUGUCCAACACAUUACAACCACUCAACUUCAUCGUUCCACCCCCUGCCACCACCUAUCCCAGAGGAAGAAGUCCUUGCUGAACAGGCCCAGUACAACUCAUUGGCCUCAGACUCACCAGAACAUGUCAUUGACAAGGGCUACUUGCUACGGCUCAGGAAACGCUACAACCAGUGGAAACGCUACUACAUCAUCCUGACAAACAGGUAUCUCUACUUCUACAAGAGCAGCAGAGACUCCGAGCACACGGACAAGUUCUACAAGAGAAUCGAUCUCAGUGAGCUGAUUGACGUUGUGGAGCUGGACCCUUUGAGCAAGUCCAAAAUCUAUUGCAUGCUCUUGAUCACGCCGAUGAAGAGAAUACGGUUCUGUGCUGAGAACGAGGAUGAGUUAACGAAGUGGCUGGUGCUACUAAAGACGAUAAUAAAGACGAGGAAUAGUUAG
Messenger RNA from Hansenula anomala, 933 nucleotides. RefSeq names its product Opy1p (gene OPY1). The transcript has 2 exons. NCBI's taxonomy places the organism in Eukaryota, Fungi, Ascomycota, Saccharomycetes, Phaffomycetales, Wickerhamomycetaceae. The record is from RefSeq and is a predicted model, not a curated record. The coding region runs from base 1 to 933 and encodes 310 amino acids.